CUUGGGCGAGCGCCAGUGAAGCGUCGUCUCGCCCUCGCCGGCCGGGCAGCGCCUCCCUGCCCGCUCCGGGCGCUCCCUGCCGGCCUCGCUCCCGGGUUUCCGGCGUCCCUCCCGAAGCGGCCGCGCCGCGGGCGAGCGGCGCGUCCAUGCGGGGCCGAUGGCCGGGGCUCAGCCUGGGGUGCACGCCCUGCAGCUCAAACCCGUCUGCGUCUCCGACACCCUCAAGAAAGGCGUCAAAUUCGUCAAAUGGGACGAUGACUCCACUGUUGUGACUCCAAUUAUUCUCAGAACAGACCCACAAGGAUUUUUCUUUUACUGGACAGAUCAAAAUAAGGAGACCGAGCUGCUGGAUAUCAGCCUCGUCAAAGAUGCCAGAUGUGGAAAACAUGCCAGAGCUCCCAAGGAUCCAAAGCUGCGCGAGCUGCUGGACGCUGGGAACGCGGGAGGCCGGCUGGAAAAUCGGAUGAUCACUGUGGUCUAUGGGCCAGACCUGGUCAAUAUAUCCUACUUGAACCUGGUGGCAUUCCAGGAGGAUAUAGCAAAGGAAUGGUCAGAUGAAGUGUUCAGUUUGGCAACAAAUCUGCUGGCACAGAACAUGUCAAGGGACGCGUUUCUGGAAAAAGCUUACACCAAACUGAAGCUGCAGGUGACUCCAGAGGGGCGCAUUCCUCUGAAGAACAUAUACCGCUUGUUCUCCUCUGACAGAAAACGGGUGGAGACGGCGUUAGAAGCCUGUAAUCUCCCAUCUUCCAGGAAUGAUUCAAUCCCUCAAGACGACUUCACGCCAGAAGUGUACAGAGUGUUCUUAAACAACCUCUGCCCUCGGCCUGAGAUCGACCACAUCUUCUCAGAGUUCGGUGCCAAGAGCAAACCAUACCUUACUGUUGAUCAGAUGAUGGAGUUUAUAAAUUUGAAGCAGCGUGACCCACGAUUAAACGAGAUCCUUUAUCCACCCCUGAAACAAGAACAAGUUCAGGUGCUGAUUGAGAAGUAUGAACCCAACAGCAACCUAGCAAAGAAAGGACAGAUAUCAGUGGAUGGAUUCAUGCGAUACCUGAGUGGAGAAGAAAACGGCGUCGUUCCACCUGAGAAACUGGAUUUAAAUGAAGAUAUGUCUCAACCACUGUCACACUAUUUCAUCAAUUCCUCACACAACACCUACCUCACAGCUGGACAGCUGGCUGGCAACUCCUCGGUGGAGAUGUAUCGGCAAGUGCUGCUGUCGGGCUGCCGCUGUGUGGAGCUGGACUGCUGGAAGGGGAGGACGGCGGAGGAGGAGCCUGUCAUCACCCACGGGUUCACUAUGACAACUGAAAUAUCCUUCAAGGAAGUGAUAGAAGCUAUUGCUGAAUGUGCAUUUAAGACGUCGCCCUUCCCAAUCCUCCUUUCCUUUGAAAAUCAUGUGGAUUCCCCUAAACAGCAGGCAAAAAUGGCAGAGUACUGCAGAUUAAUAUUUGGAGACGCACUGCUUAUGGAUCCACUGGAAAAAUACCCGCUUGAAGCUGGGGUUCCCCUUCCAAGCCCCAUGGACUUAAUGUACAAAAUUCUGGUGAAGAAUAAAAAGAAAUCGCAUAAGUCAGCAGAUGGAAGUGCAAAAAAGAAGCUGUCAGAGCAGGCUUCCAACACAUGCAGUGAUACAUCCAGUAUGUUUGAACCUUCCUCCCCCGGAGCAGGAGAAGCAGACAUGGAGAGCGACGAUGAUGAUGACUAUGAUGAUGACUGUAAGAAGUCGUCGAUGGAUGAAGGUACUGCUGGGAGCGAGGCCAUGGCCACGGAGGAGAUGUCUAACCUGGUGAACUACAUUCAACCUGUGAAGUUUGAAUCGUUUGAGGUAUCAAAAAAGCGCAACAAAAGUUUUGAAAUGUCUUCCUUUGUGGAAACCAAAGGGCUGGAGCAGCUGACCAAGUCUCCUGUGGAAUUCGUGGAAUACAACAAAAUGCAGCUGAGCCGAAUUUACCCCAAGGGAACACGUGUGGAUUCUUCCAACUACAUGCCACAGGUCUUUUGGAAUGCUGGCUGCCAAAUGGUUGCUCUCAACUUCCAAACUGUAGAUUUGUCUAUGCAAAUAAACAUGGGAAUGUAUGAGUACAAUGGCAAAAGUGGGUACAGGUUAAAGCCAGAGUUCAUGAGAAGACCAGACAAACACUUUGAUCCAUUUACUGAAGGUAUAGUGGAUGGAAUAGUAGCCAACACCUUGUCUGUCAAGAUAAUUUCAGGCCAGUUUCUUUCUGACAAAAAAGUCGGUACCUACGUAGAAGUGGACAUGUUUGGCCUGCCUGUGGACACCAGAAGAAAAGCUUUGAAGACCAAGACCUCUCAAGGCAAUGCAGUUAAUCCCGUCUGGGAGGAGGAAGCCAUAGUGUUUAAGAAGGUGGUUUUACCUUCCCUGGCGUGUUUGAGGCUGGCAGUGUACGAAGAAGGAGGGAAGUUUAUUGGUCAUCGGAUAUUACCGGUCUCAGCAAUUCGACCAGGCUAUCACUACAUCUGUUUGAGGAAUGAGAGGAACCAGCCUUUGACACUGCCAGCCCUCUUUGUGUACAUAGAGGUCAAAGACUAUGUACCUGAUACUUAUGCAGAUGUGAUUGAGGCCUUAUCCAAUCCAAUCAGAUACGUAAACUUGAUGGAGCAGAGAGCCAAGCAACUGGCUGCACUGACUCUGGAAGAUGAGGAGGAGGUAAAGAAAGAGAUUGACCAUGGAGAUGCACCAUCUGAAGCUAACAGUGAACCAAGGCCAACACCAGCAGAGAAUGGAGUAAAUUACACAGCCUCUCUUACACCGAAACCAGCAACUCAGGUUGUCCACAGCCAACCAGCACCAGGUUCGGUGAAAGCGCCUGCCAAGACAGAAGAUCUUAUUCAGAGUGUCCUCACAGAAGUGGAAGCACAGACUAUUGAGGAGCUGAAACAACAGAAAGCUUUUGUUAAGCUUCAGAAGAAGCACUACAAGGAAAUGAAGGACCUUGUGAAGAGGCACCACAAGAAAACCACCGACCUCAUCAAAGAGCACACUGCGAAGUAUAAUGAAAUCCAAAAUGACUACCUGAGGAGAAGAGCAGUUUUAGAAAAAACAGCAAAAAGAGACAGCAAGAAAAGGUCUGAGACGGGCAGCCCAGACCACAGUUCAACUAUUGAGCAGGAACUGGCUGCACUGGACUCUGAAAUGACCCAGAAGCUGGUGGAGCUGAAGGAGAAGCAACAGCAGCAGCUGCUGAACCUCCGGCAGGAGCAGUAUUACAGUGAGAAGUACCAGAAACGAGAGCACAUCAAACUGCUUAUUCAGAAGCUGACAGAUGUAGCAGAGGAGUGUCAGAACAGUCAACUAAAGAAACUAAAAGAAACAUGUGAAAAAGAAAAGAAAGAAUUGAAGAAAAAAAUGGACAAGAAGAGGCAGGAGAAGAUCACAGAAGCAAAGUCCAAGGAUAAAAAUCAAAUGGAAGAAGAGAAGACGGAAAUGAUCCGAUCCUACAUCCAGGAGGUGGUGCAGUACAUAAAGAGGCUAGAAGAUGCUCAGAGUAAAAGGCAGGAGAAACUUGUAGAAAAACACAAGGAGAUCCGUCAGCAAAUACUGGAUGAAAAGCCUAAGAGCAUAGAAGAACAAGAAGUAGAGGAAAAACAGAAGUAGAAAUGGAAUGUGAGACUAUAGUGAAAUUGCAGGUGGAACUUGAUCAGGAAUAUCAAGACAAAUUCAAAAGACUGCCUUUGGAAAUUCUGGAGUUCGUACAGGAAGCCAUGAAAGGGAAAAUCAGUGAAGAUGGAGACCACAGUUCUGCCCCCUCUUCCCUGGCAUCCGACAGUGGAAAAUCCAAUCAUAAACCUCCGCAAAGCGAAGAGGAAUUGGAAGAAGAUAAUCCAGAGAAAGUGUUUGAUACUACUUUUUAACUGCCCCAGAAACAAUUAUGGGUGUGCCAGGGCACACCACUCCCAGCUGCCCGGCUCCGCUCUCCCGGGGGGAGCUGCCGCCGCAGCGCUUCGGGAGGCAGGAGGAACCUGCAUUCGAGUGCACAUUUCCCCAAAGGAACACUUUAUGAAAAGUAUCGUGCAAAGGUCUUCAUUCUCAUUCUUCAUCUGAUUGUUAUUCUGAAGCGUAGUGCAGUUGCAAUGGGAAAAUUAAUAUGUUAACCACCCUCUCCUCUUUAUUUUUCUUUUGGUUUUUUUGGCCCAGUUUACAAUGGGUAAUUUUCUGGCCAUGUUCACUGUUAAGAAUGUUUAAUGAAGACCAAUGUAUUGCACAGAGACAAAUGUGUGCAGAUUUCCUUUUGAAGUGCCAGUGCAAAGUGCUCCAAACUGAUAGAGAUCCCGGAGAAUAUUAUAACAGUACUUAAUCAUAUUUGUUUCCUUCUUUAUAACUGCACCUUGACAGCUGUACCAUCAUUUUACAUUUGCACUGAAACAUUUAAUCCUUUUUAGCUUUGCAAGCACUGGUGGCUUGCUGUCUUGAUAUUGUUGUGUUUAUCACAUGGAGAGACAUGUAUUUGCUGCUGAAAAUCCUUGGACCUGUGGGGAGAAGAGGAAAACAGAGAGAAGAACUCUGCGUGGAGGUUGUCGGUGUCUGUGUACCUCUGUGUUUGUUACACUGUGUGAGUGCAUAUAUGUUUGUAUAUAUAUAUAUAUAUAUAUAGCUAUAUGUGCACACACAUCUGUCUAUAUACACACACACAGCAUGUUUCUAUUUGAAGUUGGUGUGGUCUCCUGGCCAAAUGAAAUGUUUCAGGGAUGCGUGAGUAGAGCGAAUCUUUCUGAAAGCUGACAUCUGGGUUAUACUGCUAUAGAAUAAUCAUUGGAUCAUAGAAUUCUUUUUGUGGUGUUAGUGUUGUAAAUCAAAGUAGUUUUAGAAUAUAAAUUUGAUAUAUAUUUUGCAGACUCAGAAGUAUUGAUUUUAAGUAUCAUAUUUUAAGCUUACUGAAUUUGAUAGGAUUAUGAAAUGUUUAGGACUACAGUAUUUGAAAUCUUAACAGAAUCUUCCAUUAUUUUUAAGACUGAGGUUCAGUUUUACUGAGGUCUGAAAUUUAAAAGCAAAAUAUAAAAAACCUGAUCACUGUUAUUUAAAAAUGUAUAUUAAUCCAUUGAACUGACUUGUUAAAAUAAGAACAAUCAAGGUGAGUGUACUGUAUGAUAAUGCGUGAGAGAAGUAACAGCACAUUCUGAGAAACUUAUACCAGGCAACAGAGAGACAUUGUGAAAGUCAGGAUAUUUGAAAAGGUAAGGAAAUGCUGUUCUCUGGAUUCCCAUACUGACAGGAACAGGAAUUACGAGACGUGUCAGACAGAUUAUUUGUACCCAAGCCAAUGCAGUCCUUCCCCUCGGCCUUAGGGCAAAGGAGAAACCAGCUCAGAAGACACAGAUUUGCCUCAAGACGCUUGAUCCUGCAAACUCAUGUUUUCCUGGGCACCCCUGGGCUCAGGAAUUGUUUGGGGAGGAACGUUCACACUCACGUUUGCAAGAUCGGGGCCUUACUUGGUAUUGAAAAGCAAUCGGAGAAAGCAAUCGAUUACAGGGGGAGGCAUUUUAACACAGUGUAACAGUUAAGUUACCUUACUUCCAAUUCCCUCAGGAUUUUAGUACUUAAACUAACUUAUUUUAUUUAAAUUUAAGCAAUAAAAUACAAAUCGAGCUUAAGUUUUCAGUUAAAUAAUGGUGUAUAUAUAUAUAAGUUCAAAUCUUGGAAAACAAACAGUAUUUUGGUGUUUCUUUUUUAAACUCAAGAGCAGAAAGAAAGAAAAAUUGCACAUUGUUUGGAGAUCGUAUUUUGAAUUAAACUGCUCUGGUUUAUGAUGAUGAAAUCAGUGCACAUGAAAUUCAAAAAUCUGACUUUCAUCUUAAAGCUAGGAAAGGUGAAUCCUCUGUUAAUCCUUGUUUUGCACUUUGAAAUCAAUCUUAAUCACUCAUUGAAAACGUAGAGAGUCGAGAUGUAAUGCUGCAUUUUAUAAAGUACAAAUGACAUAUUGCCUAAAUUAUUAAAAGAGUAAACUGAUAGCAGUGUUCACACUAAAACUGAAGGUUAUUGCAUUAUAGAAACAGUUGUACAGAACAGGCUCCGUGGUAAAAUCUUGGCUCCUUUGAAUCCCAGCGCUACGUUCCCUUGGACUUCAGCGGAGCCAGGACCUCACCGCAGCCUUCAAAGAAACUCGGGCAAACGCCAGUUAACCUUUUCUUUAUAUUUAAAAAUAAAAUAAAUAUGGAUUGAGUAACCUCUCAGCUGUAGUCAUUUUACAGUACGUUUGUAUUUGACCAUUUCCUGUACUCACAUUUUUUAUAUCUGUACAGUGCCACUUUCUGCAGGUGUAGGGUAGUGUGUAAUCCUGUACAUCUUGCAUUGUUCAAACUAUUUCAGUGAAACAGAUAUCAUUUAAUAUUGAUAUUACUUGAACUAGAGUAAGAUAAUGAAAAAAAAAAAAGGGUCUUUAUGAUGUGCAAGUCUUGUGCCUUUUAUGUAUUUGCCUUGUUCCGUGUUGAAUGUGUGGAAAUGCUGUAUUGUGGACUUUUCUGCUGUAUAGAAUAGAGCUGUCUAUAUUAAACUAGGUCGUGCACUUCAGAUAUCUUUACACUACUGAAAAUAGCUUGGGUUUGGCAGUAUAAACAGGAUUUUAAAAAUUCUUAUGAAGGCCAGACAUUUUAGAUUUAACAUGUUCAUAAUUAUGUUAAUUAAUGCUCAUGUAUUAGCUAAACAUUCACUGAAAGAUAACUAAAGGGACAUCAUUGCUUGCCUUUCUUUGAAAUCAGUGUUGCUCUUGUACAUUGUAUUAAUAGUGUCUGUGAUUGAUUAGUCCUUGAUGAUUUGCUUUCAAACUAGGAUGAAAUAUUCCAGUUAACAUGUACAUAUUUUUUCGGUUCCUCGAUCUAUGAUUGUUUCGGAGGCAUAAUUCACAUUUUUGUAAAAAUUCUAUGCAAUUUUGUGGCAUGAUGUUUCUUCCACUUGUAAUUUUAUGUGCUUACAUUACAGAUCCAAAGGACAAAUAAAAAUUUCUUAACACAA
This is a messenger RNA of Pseudopipra pipra, 6973 nucleotides long. It is a transcript of the gene PLCB1, whose product is annotated as phospholipase C beta 1. Bases 158 to 3622 code for a protein of 1154 amino acids. The transcript is spliced from 33 exons. Gene Ontology annotation, molecular function: calcium ion binding; phosphatidylinositol-4,5-bisphosphate phospholipase C activity; calmodulin binding. Gene Ontology annotation, cellular component: nuclear speck; cytoplasm. The record is from RefSeq and is a predicted model, not a curated record. Gene Ontology annotation, biological process: lipid catabolic process; release of sequestered calcium ion into cytosol; phosphatidylinositol-mediated signaling. Lineage: Eukaryota; Metazoa; Chordata; Aves; Passeriformes; Pipridae.